Osmia lignaria (orchard mason bee) is the source of this 2038-nucleotide messenger RNA. RefSeq names its product serine palmitoyltransferase long chain base subunit (gene lace). Gene Ontology annotation, cellular component: serine palmitoyltransferase complex. Gene Ontology annotation, biological process: ceramide biosynthetic process; sphingosine biosynthetic process. Gene Ontology annotation, molecular function: pyridoxal phosphate binding; serine C-palmitoyltransferase activity. The record is from RefSeq and is a predicted model, not a curated record. Lineage: Eukaryota; Metazoa; Arthropoda; Insecta; Hymenoptera; Megachilidae.
GCGUGGCCUGAGCGUCAGUCUUUGAUUGUGCUUCGUAGCGUGUUGACGCGUGCACUCACUGUUUCCUCUUUCUCUCUCCUUCUCUCUUCGGUCCUACAGCGUUUGGUGAAAGAUUCGCCCUUUGCAAAAUGGCGACGCAGACUACCACCAGGAGAAGGUUGAAUGAGCACGAAGAGAAAAUACGCAGUAGAAAUGGCUUAACCUUUCACGAAGGCGUCCUGGCUAAUGGUCAUGCCGGUUCGCAAAGCAAUGGACGUGUACAGUUUCCAGAUAAAGAAACCAAGUCGGAGCCGGUUACAUCUAGGUCGAAGGAGUCGUUCGAGAGGGUACCGUUCAUCACAGCUGCACUGACCCACCUCGGCUUCUAUAUUCUUAUGUUCCUCGGUUUUAUUAACCAACUGUUUUUCACACCGAAAGUCGCGAAAGAGUACAAUAGAGAGGGUUACGCGCCGCUUUAUGAACAUUUCGAAGAAUUUUACCUUCGAUAUGUUUACCGAAGAGUCAGAGAUUGUUGGAACAGGCCGAUAUGUUCUGUUCCAGGAGCCACUGUUACGCUUAAAGAUAGGAUAACACGAGAUUAUGGAUGGACGUUUCAAUUUACAGGAACGACCACUGAAUGUAUCAAUCUGGGAUCGUACAAUUAUUUAGGUUUCGCUGAGUCGGAUGGCAAAUGUGCCGAUCAUAGUAUCGAGACUUUGAAAAAAUUCGGUUGUACCACUUGCAGCUCUCGCCUCGAGCUUGGAAACAUGCCAAUCCACGAAGAAUUGGAACAGUUAACGGCCAGAUUUCUGGGCGUGGAAGACGCGAUUGUCUUUGGAAUGGGCUUCGCAACGAACGCUCUUAAUUUACCUUCGUUCCUAACUAAAGGAUGCUUGGUACUCAGCGACGAGAAAAAUCAUGCCUCGUUGAUACUUGGAUUGAGGCUGUCCUGUUCUACCGUUAGAGUGUUCAAACACAAUGAUGUGAAGCAUUUAGAGACUUGUCUGCAAAAUGCAAUAGUUUAUGGUCAGCCAGGAAGCGGAGAACCUUGGAAGAAGAUAUUAAUUGUUGUAGAAGGUGUUUAUUCUAUGGAAGGUUCUAUUGUACAUUUACCUGAAAUUAUCGAACUUAAGAAAAAAUACAAAGCUUAUCUUUAUUUGGAUGAGGCCCAUAGCACCGGGGCAUUGGGUAAACACGGAAGGGGUGUUUGUGAUUACUAUGGAAUUGAUCCACGAGAAGUGGAUAUACUUAUGGGAACCUUUACAAAGAGUUUUGGAUCUGCUGGUGGCUAUAUUGCUGGAUCAAAAACACUAAUCAAUCAUUUAAGGAUAUACAGUCACGCGCAUACUUAUGCGUCCGCCAUGUCUCCGCCAGUAGCUCAACAAAUAAUUACUUCAAUGAAAAUAAUUGCUGGUGAAGAUGGUACGGACGAAGGGGAAAAAAGAACGAAACAGUUAGCAAGAAACACUAAGUAUUUCAGGCGUAGACUCAAUCAGAUUGGAGUCAUUAUUUAUGGAAACGAAGAUUCGCCUGUUGUACCUAUGUUAGUCUAUUUGUUUUCUAAGAUUGGCGCAGUCGUGCGAACUUUGACGACGUAUAACAUAGCGGCAGUUGGUGUUGGAUUUCCAGCAACUCCUUUGAUGGAAGGCAGAAUACGGUUUUGUCUUUCUGCUGCGCAUACCAAACAACAGUUAGAUUAUGUACUCUCACGCAUUGAAAGUCUAGCAGAUUCUUUGGGCUUAAGAUAUUCUCGAAAAUUUCGUGACCCAGCUCCCAUAGAAUAUUAUUCCGAUGGGGAAACCGAAUGACCUACUGCGUAAAAAAUAGACUCUAGGAUAUUUACCUUGCUCCAAAGAAGCAUUUUUUACUUCUAUGGAGAGAGACACUGCCUUGGAAGAACUCUACACGCAUUCUUUUAUAUGCUUUUCCAUUGAUGCACAAGUUAUGCCGCUUAAUUAAAGUACACCACAAAUGAUUAAGAUUUUUCAUCGAUAAAAUCGACGAGCAUCUCUUUAUCUCAAUCUAAUGUAAAAUUAAGAAUUAAUGAUCCUUUAGUUUA